GGCUGAGCCUGAGUAUUGUACCAGGUUAAACCUGAACUCUCGGGGCUCCUGCCUCCGAGCUAGGAAUACAGUGCUUUUCUAGUGUCAUUAUGGUUCAGCUCCUCGUGACUCCUUGUGUAACCUUGAUAGAACAAAUGUCUAAUGAGAAACAGCUGCUGUGAUUUCAGAAACAUACACUUGAAUGAUCUUGAACUCCGUCAAAUCCAGCUGCAUCUGCACCCACUUACACCAGUGGUCUCCACCUUCUGAAUGCCAUGGUGACCCCCCCACCAUAAAAUUAUUCUUGUUACUACUUCAUAACUGUAAUUUGGCUACUGUUAAGAAUUGUAAUGUAAAUAUCUGUAUUUUCUGACCCAUGUGAAAUGACUGUUCUACCCCCAGAGGGGUCAUGACCCCAUAGGUUAAGAACCGCUAUCAUAGGGUAAAAGCUUGGGAAUGUAGUCUGAUGACCUCUCUAGAGCCAACACAAUUGGGGCACAGUCAUCCAAAUCAGGAACUGGCAUGCUUCCAGCCCCAUCACGGACUCCUAUGGAGACACCUGUAACAGACUGUGGCCAUAACUGCCUCUGUGGUGGGUGUACAGGAAUCCAGGUCAAGGCAGUGUGGUCAGCAAGAGCAUGGAACAGGAGUUGGAGGAAUCUGUUUAUAAAAUGGAUGAUUUCAAGCUCAGUCAGGAUGGGCAGGAAGAGGCUAAAUGGGUGGAUUUGGGUUUGGUAUCUUAGCCCAAGGUCUGGCCCUUUUUAGUAUCUUGUUUCUGGGCCUGCCUCCCUACACUAGUGGGAAAAGACUUAUUGGGAGUCAGAGGCCAGACAGGACUCCAGCAGUGGCUGAGCUAGCACCGCAGGGACGGCUGCUCCCAGGAAUCAGCUGAAGGGCUUCGUAGGGCUGGGUGCUGGUGUGUAUUGGCAGGGUGGGCCCUGCCGUGGGCCUGACUGCAGCACUGGCUUUUGUCUGCAGACUGUUACCUCUCCUCCCUACCCUCCAUGGGUUGCAGGUGUUCGUCUCUAGUUUUGGACAUAGCUCCCAGCAUUACUCAUUUCUCCUACCUCCAGUGAACAGUUGAUCCUGGUGUGAGUCCUGAAGACAAGACUUGGUGCUCCUUUGAGAGGUUUCUGUCUCGUCUGGAACCAGGUUUGCUCUAGGUCUCCUAGAGAUUACAUCAGUCAUGAACCUACUUCCACUUCUCGCAGAGCCCUAGGCUUCUCUUCUUGAGCAGCCUCUAAGCCUUUUUGCCUUUCUUCUCUCUGGGCUAGGCUGCAUGCAUCAUCGCUCUGGUACCUGCAUGGGUGGCCCCCGCUAUGACUCCCUAGAGGAGCUUGUUCUCCUUACUGAUGACUUGGAGUGGAGUGAGUUCAGAUCUCUAGCAUCACACUUCCACACAGCGGCUGUAGUUUCUUACUGUCCUCCAGCUUUGGGGCAGCAAGAGGGCAGUCUACAGUGUGCGGUGGCUCGAGGGGCUGGCCUGGGUGGCGGUGCAGUGUGGAGGUAUCCAUAGCGAGUUCCCUGGUGCUUACCUGUCAGCUUCUACAGGGUGGUCUGUGCCACUUUGUGCAAAGGCAAAAUGGUGGGGAGGGAGGAGAACGCUGGAACUCAAGUUGGAGCUAAGACUGGGCCUCAGCACACCCUGGUGAAGACAAGACAGUGCACCUGCUGCUGCUGGCGGGUACUAAAGCCAUUUUGGAAGUAGAGGGAGGCAUCCAGGGUUGGGUGGAGAGAGCAGGUGGGGAGCAGGGGACACAACCAGAGCAGGCGUGCGGCUCCUCCUUGAACCCCUGGAUCCUUCCGCGUUCCACGUCCCUCUCACACUUCAACUUCCACCAAGCGGCCUAACAGCUCUUUGGAAGGUGGCUUGACAAAGUUCGGAGCUGUAGACUCAGUAACAGCAAGACUGCAUGUUGUCUUGGGGGUUCUGGUAACUUCUGGUCAGGCUGUCGAAUGACACCAGCAGUGUAUGAAGGCUGCUCCGUAUGUAGUGAAGACUGAGAAGGAAGCGACGGGCUGGUUAGGGAGGUCUUUUCUGGAGAGGGGAUGGAAUCCAGGUUACAAAUGCCAGGCAAACAUUCUAGCACCGAGCUACACCCUCAGCCCGGUUUUUUAAAAAGGGGUAUGGCCAGAAAGGGAGGUCGUUGGGUAUUCCCAGUUAAGGCUGCUGUACCAGUGGGCUGGCAUUGGUUGUGGUUGGCAGCAGAAAUGGCGGGUAGGGACAGACAGAUAUUUCAAAGAAUUCCAGUUGGGGAAAGUUGGAGAAUAUGCUCUAAACCUCUGAGCCUUCUCUCCAGACUUCUUUGCAGCUUGGGCUGGGCUGGGCACGGGUAAGGUGACACCUGAGCAGAGAAAUAGGCUCCAGGUGGCUGCAGCCUGGUCUGCCUGUGAAUAAAGUUCUGGAAGGCCCGGCACUGCCAGUGGUAACUAGUUAGAGCCGCUCUCUUCCCUGCUGCCAGAGAAGCAAGGCAGGUGCUUCCACAUCAGGACUGGGGCCAGGGAAUUGGCAGGAGGGCGUGAAAAGAGCCCCUUGCAGAUGGCCCUGGGUUCAACUCCAGUGUGCCACCACCUAGCUGAGUGACCUUGAGCAAAUGUCAUUAUGUCUCUGAGUCUAUUUAUAAAAUGGGGAAGAGUUGGCAUGAGUUUGGAGAUUUCUCAGGCUCCACCCGGUUCUGAAAUUCGGCAAUUUCUCAACUAGGGUGCAUCCAUCCUGCGAAGGGUUAGGGGGGCCACUGGUGAGAAACUACCAUCAGUUCGUAGCAGAAUCUCUUAGGCCAGAACAAAGCCAUGACCUUUGGGAAGAGACUUUGAAAGCCAGAUCGUCCAUUGCCAGGAGCAAGGCUAGGGUUCUAGUUGCCAUUCCUGGGGCCAGAGACCUUGCUGGGCAAUACGCGUCAAUUGCACAGCAUUGCCAGCACUUGAGGUAGGGGCACAGCCCACCUUCCCAUCUCCUGGGUGUGUCCCAGAGUUGCUUGCCACAGCUCUGGACUACUCUGGCUGCCGGCAGUGGCAGAGUGACACCCUAGGUGCCCAGGACAGGCUGGGAACGGGGCAAAGGCGGAGCAAAGCCCGGGGUAGAGUGGGCAGGAGGGAGCGGGCGCGGUAGGCACUGGGAGCAGCUGGAGGGGAGGAGAUCCUGCUCCGGGGAAGCCCUGCGGGUGCGGCUCAACAACACCCCCUCCUCCCGGUCGGUUAUUUCGGACCCCGGGACCCGAUCCCGGGUCCGGCUUGGGAGCCUAGCAGGUUUGGAAGCUGCUAUAUUUAGCCCGCUCAGCGGGCGAGAGGAAAACUAUUUAUAGAUCAAACAAUCCGCACUCCCUGCGUCAAUGGAACCCCGCGUGCGUCACGCGCACAGACAUUCCAGGCCCCCCCUCUUCGCCCCGCCCCCUCGGGCUCCCCGUCCCCGCGCCUCCUCCUGGCCGCCUCCCGCCGGAACCGCGCCGCCCCCCGCGCCCUUGUAUGGCCAAAGCUCGCCGGGCCGCGUGCGUCAGUGGCGCCCCCGCCCCUCCCCUUGCGUCACGGAGCGCUUAAGAGGAGGGUCGGGCUCGCCAGGGGAGCCCCAGUGCAAGAGGUGGUGAAAGUUGUGGGAGUGUGCAAGAAGGACUGCGGAGCACACGCGGUACCGGGUUGCGACUGGGUCGCUGUUCCCGGCCAGAGGGAACAGCAGCCGGCCGGAGAUGCCCUGUAUCCAAGCCCAAUAUGGAACACCAGCAACAAGCCCAGGACCGCGUGACUACCUGACGAGUGACCCCCUGGCCCUUGAGUUCAGCAAGCCUACCAUGGACCUGGCCAGCCCUGAGGCAGCGCCCACCGCACCCACCACCCUUCCCAGCUUCAGCACCUUCAUGGACGGCUACGCCGGAGAGUUUGACACCUUCCUGUACCAGCUGCCGGGGACAACCCAGCCAUGCUCCUCAGCUUCUUCGUCAGCUUCCUCCACGUCUUCUUCCUCAUCCUCAGCCACCUCUCCCGCCUCUGCUUCCUUCAAGUUUGAGGACUUCCAGGUGUAUGGCUGUUAUCCCGGCACCCUGAGUGGCCCAUUAGAUGAGACCCUGUCCUCCAGCGGCUCUGAUUACUAUGGCAGUCCCUGCUCAGCCCCGUCGCCAUCUACACCCAGCUUCCAGCCACCCCAGCUCUCUCCCUGGGAUGGCUCAUUUGGCCACUUCUCCCCCAGCCAGACUUUUGAAGGCCUUCGGGCAUGGACAGAGCAGUUGCCCAAGGCUUCUGGGCCUCCACCACCUCCAACCUUCUUCUCCUUCAGUCCCCCAACGGGUCCCAGCCCCAGCCUGGCCCAGAGUUCUCUCAAGCUGUUCUCACCACCGUCCACCCACCAGCUUGGGAAGGGAGAGAGCUAUUCCAUGCCAGCGGCUUUCCCUGGCUUGUCACCCACCUCUCCGAACCUUGACACUUCCGGGAUUCUGGAUGCACCUGUGACUUCCACCAAGGCCCGGAGUGGGGCUUCCGGUGGCAGAGAAGGCCGCUGUGCUGUUUGUGGGGACAACGCUUCCUGCCAGCAUUACGGGGUCCGCACCUGUGAGGGCUGCAAGGGUUUCUUCAAGCGUACAGUGCAGAAAAGUGCCAAGUACAUCUGCCUGGCAAACAAGGACUGCCCUGUGGACAAGAGGCGGCGGAACCGCUGCCAGUUCUGUCGCUUCCAGAAGUGCCUGGCUGUGGGCAUGGUGAAGGAAGUUGUCCGGACAGACAGCCUAAAGGGGCGGCGUGGCCGGCUGCCUUCCAAACCUAAACAACCCCCAGACACCUCUCCUACCAAUCUCCUUACUUCUCUCAUCCGGGCACAUUUGGACUCUGGGCCUAGCACUGCCAAGUUGGAUUAUUCCAAGUUCCAGGAGCUGUUGCUGCCCCACAACGGGAAGGAAGAUGCAGGCGACGUGCAGCAGUUUUAUGACUUGCUCACGGGCUCCCUGGAAGUUAUCCGAAAGUGGGCAGAGAAGAUCCCAGGCUUUGCCGAGCUUUCCUCCGGAGACCAAGACCUGCUGCUGGAGUCGGCCUUCCUGGAACUCUUCGUUCUCCGCCUGGCCUACCGAUCUAAGCCUGAUGAAGAGAAGCUCAUCUUUUGCUCAGGCCUGGUGCUACACCGGCUACAGUGUGCCCGAGGCUUUGGCGACUGGAUUAACAGCAUCCUAGCCUUCUCACGGUCCCUGAAAAGCUUGGCUGUUGAUGUCCCUGCCUUUGCCUGCCUGUCUGCUCUGGUCCUUAUCACUGACCGACACGGGCUCCAGGAUCCUCGGCGUGUGGAGGAGCUGCAGAAUCGCAUUGUCAGCUGCCUGAAGGAGCACAUGGCUGCUGUGGUGGGAGAGCCUCAGCCAGCCAGCUGCCUGUCACGUCUGCUGGGCAAAUUGCCUGAGCUUCGGACCCUGUGCAUCCUAGGCCGGCACCGCAUCCUCUACCUCAAGCUGGAGGACUUGGUGCCCCCUCCACCUAUUGUGGACAAGAUCUUUAUGGACACAUUGUCUUUCUGAUCCCUACCCCGAACACGUGUGCACAUAUGUGUGCGCUCUCAUGUCACCCAUGUGCCUUUAAGCCCACGGAUCCCCAGAACACCCAGCUCCCAGCCUGGUUUUGAGCUAAGACUGACUCGCUUCCUCACUCCAGAAGAUGUACAGGGCGUUCAAGACCCGGGGGAAGGUGUGUGUUCAUGGGGGUGACCCCACUAUUUGUCUUAUCCCUGUAGCUCAGUCCUGGCCUUCGUGGUUUUUUUGUAAGAUAAAAACAUUUUUAACACAUACCACUCUGCUGUAAAUGAGCUGAAGUUGCUGUAAAUACAUAAAGGAAGAGGUGAGGUGGGGGUUGGGAGGAAGGGAUGGGACCCUCACCAGCCUGGGCAAGCCUUUCAGCCUCCACCUUGAGAUUUCUUCCACUUUCCUUCCACAUGUACAUAGCUGUCACUCAAGGUGAAUGGCAGAUUCUGAUUUAUAUUUGUGUAUUUUUCCUGAAUUUAUAGGAUGUGACUUUUCUGAUUAAUAUAUUUAAUAUAUUGAAUAAAAAAGACAUGUAGCUGAAAA
Messenger RNA from Alexandromys fortis (reed vole), 6005 nucleotides. It is a transcript of the gene Nr4a1, whose product is annotated as nuclear receptor subfamily 4 group A member 1. Gene Ontology annotation, molecular function: zinc ion binding; nuclear receptor activity; nuclear glucocorticoid receptor binding. The record is from RefSeq and is a predicted model, not a curated record. Gene Ontology annotation, cellular component: transcription regulator complex; nucleus. Gene Ontology annotation, biological process: cellular response to corticotropin-releasing hormone stimulus; regulation of transcription by RNA polymerase II. The transcript is spliced from 7 exons. The coding region runs from base 3660 to 5462 and encodes 600 amino acids. Lineage: Eukaryota; Metazoa; Chordata; Mammalia; Rodentia; Cricetidae.